Molecule: messenger RNA, 477 nt
Organism: Anopheles marshallii
Lineage: Eukaryota; Metazoa; Arthropoda; Insecta; Diptera; Culicidae
Product: protein LLP homolog
Exons: 2
Coding region: 1-477 (158 amino acids)
Biological process (GO): dendrite extension
Cellular component (GO): nucleolus
Molecular function (GO): RNA binding
Source: RefSeq, a predicted model, not a curated record
AUGACUGCUCGUUGUAAAAAGCGGCGUAGCAAAAACAAAGCCAUCCGCCGGGUUAAAAACAAGGCGAAGGAGGUAAAGAAAUUGAAGAAAAUGCUCGGAUUCAUCGAAGAGGAUGCAACCGAGGGGAAUUUGAUGGACAAACUGAAGGAUAUUACCGAGCAGAAGAAAAAGGAACAGGAGCUGGAGUUGUUAAAGCAGGAAGCGCUGGAAGAGCUAAUCAAGGAGGAAACCAAGGAGAUAGUCAACCACGAGAAGUACGUUACGGUGGUUCACCCGAAGUCGAACGUCAAGCACGUGUACAACAUGAAAACAAAACGGGAUCAGUUUGGCCAGUAUCCGGUCUGGUAUAACGUGAAGAAAGCGCGCAAGAAGCAGUUGCUUCGCGAGGGUAAGGCUACCAAGCGCAAGCAGUUCCGUGGCAAACGUAUGCACUUUAUCGACCGGACGUGCAAUUGGAAGGCACUGCUUGGGAAAUAA